This is a messenger RNA of Frankliniella occidentalis (western flower thrips), 1819 nucleotides long. It is a transcript of the gene mge, whose product is annotated as mitochondrial import receptor subunit TOM22 homolog. The coding region runs from base 158 to 565 and encodes 135 amino acids. Gene Ontology annotation, biological process: intracellular protein transport. Gene Ontology annotation, cellular component: mitochondrial outer membrane. The record is from RefSeq and is a predicted model, not a curated record. The transcript has 5 exons. NCBI's taxonomy places the organism in Eukaryota, Metazoa, Arthropoda, Insecta, Thysanoptera, Thripidae.
CAAUGUCUCAUACUUUUCUUCGGUGAUUUCCCAUGUGCCCCUCGAAAUUUGGACCGGUCGAUGUCGAUUUCCUAAAGUCGUCUGCGUACUCCAACUCCAAAAAAUUUGUCGGUAACUGUUGUUCUGCGCUCCAACCAGGUACCUGGUUAAUUAGCUUAUGGCUCCCGGCGAAGACCUGGACCUAGACAGCGGGGUUGAGUCUCUGCCAGUGAGCAGCAAAGACAUGACACCAGAAAAACCCAAAGCUUUACCAGAGCUUGAAGACGACGAUGACGAUGAUAUUGAUGAGACCUUGGCAGAAAGGCUUUGGGGCUUGACUGAAAUGUUCCCAGAGUCUCUUCGGAAUGCAACAUAUUCACUUGCUGCUAAUGCUGUGGAUGGGACUAAAGGAUUAUAUAGCUUUUCUCGAUCAGCCUUUUGGGUUUUAUUUAGCUCCUCUCUUAUCUUAUUUGCACCUGUUCUACUGGAAGUUGAACGAGCUCAAAUGGAAGAACAGCAGCGCAAUCAAACUAAACAGGUUCUCCUUGGACCAAACUCAGCAAUGGCAAUGGGGCCUCAGCGAUAAUUACAGGGGAAGGUGCAAUAAGGGCACUUUGGGACACAAUGCAAACUGGAGAAGUUGAGAAUCACUCUCGGGUGUGUAGUAGAUAUCAGUCGGUUAUGGAAUGUGCCGUAAAUCAAUGAUUUUAUCCAAAACUAGUGGAAUUGUACACUGCUCUAAGUAAAUGAAGUCAGACUGAUAUGUCUGCUCAGCCAUAAGUAGCUUAUCUGACCGAAAUUUGAAGGUACUUAAGUAGAUAUUGUUGCUUUUGAAUCUUGACACUGUCACUUCUAGCGCUGCAAAUUAUCUAACUUUGAUACCUACUCGCAAAAUUCAGUCAUUCUUGAGGAUAAGUUGCAGCGUUGUAAAAUAGAAGUAAUUGCUCCAAAAAUAACUUUUAUUCCUGCAAAAUGUUGUAAUAGAAAAGACUGCUUAAGAUAUCAAUUUUCAUUUCUGCAUUAAAUUUCAAAUCCUGACAAUUGAGUGAAACCUGUUGUACAAUAAUUCUAAUGUUAGUCAAAUUUAGUUUGUGUAAUAGUUGAUUAAUAUUUUGACUUCAAUACAUCCAAUCAAAAUGUCAGGUCUGAGAGCUGCCUGCCUGCAGUUGUUUUUAACUCGCCCAAAUCUAGAUUUUUGUUUCUGAAUGGUUCUGUGAAUUUGGUCUUGUGGUGUGGUCUGCUGGGUAAUGAAGGUGUGUUAAUGAGUUUGACAUGCAGCUUCUCAUCUUUAUUUUACACGUUUCUAUUAAAAUUAAUUGUGAUCUUUGUAAUAUGAAGCAGCAGCAGGGUAAUUUUAAUCAUGUCCUCUUCGUGUUCAGUUUAUAUGACAUAGUAGCAGAACUAGUGUGUAAACUUAGAGUCUGCGCUCUCACAAUUCUCUAGUCAAUAUUUUCAGUAUCUCACAUCUUUCAUGGCUUCACUCCAGUGAACAUUUCUGUAAAAUAUUUCAUCUUGCUCAAUGGAAUCACAAUUGAUAAAAUGUUUCCAGUGUAUCACUUGGUGAUAGGAAAUUACACAAUUUAGCCAUUGAAAACCAAGAUGCAUCCUUGUUUCUGUUUUACAUAUAUCUAAGUGCUUCUUGUGGUGUCUCCAAGACCAUAGAAGUUGCAUUUGGCAUCUACUUGCCCCAUUUCAAAAAUUCCCUUUUUUUUCUGUACAUGAAUGUUUCCUCAACAUUCCCUAAAACUUUUUGUAUUAAAUAUGGCGUGACCCAGAGACAUCAGUGUACUGUAGUGAAAUAGGUAACGUAAAUAAAUGAAUGAAUGGAUAACAGCAACAA